Messenger RNA from Cygnus atratus (black swan), 924 nucleotides. It is a transcript of the gene P2RY11, whose product is annotated as purinergic receptor P2Y11. The coding region runs from base 1 to 924 and encodes 307 amino acids. The transcript is spliced from 2 exons. Gene Ontology annotation, cellular component: plasma membrane. Gene Ontology annotation, molecular function: G protein-coupled ATP receptor activity; neurotransmitter receptor activity. NCBI's taxonomy places the organism in Eukaryota, Metazoa, Chordata, Aves, Anseriformes, Anatidae. The record is from RefSeq and is a predicted model, not a curated record. Gene Ontology annotation, biological process: calcium-mediated signaling; G protein-coupled receptor signaling pathway; cellular response to ATP.
AUGGCCAACGCCACCUCGGGCAGCCCCUGCUCCAACUUCAGCCGCUCGCAGGAGGUGCUGUGGCCGGUGCUGGCGGCCCAGUUCCCUCCGGCGCUGCUGGGCAACGCCUUCGCCGUCUUCCGCCUGGCCCGCGAGCGCCCGUGGCCGGUGCCCGUGGUUUAUUCCUUCCACUUGGCCCUCAGCGGCGCGCUCUACUCGCUCUCGCUGCCCGCCUUGGCGGCGUAUUACCGGCCCCCCAAACGCUGGAGCUACGGCGCAGCGCUCUGCAAGCUCGAGCGCUUCCUCUUCAACUGCAACCUCUACGGCGGCGCCUUCUUCGUCGCCUGCGUCGCCCUCAACCGCUACCUGGGCAUCGUCUACCCGCUGCGGCUCCGCGGGCGGCUGAGCUCCCGGCACGCCCAGGCGCUGAGCGCGGCCGUCUGGGCGCUGGCCGCGGGGCUCUCGGCCCCCACCUUGUAUUUUUCGGAGCUGCGGGAGGAGGACGGCGCGGCGGAGUGCUUGGGGAGCGCGUCGCGGGAGCGCCUGCCGCGCUUCCUCGCCUACAGCCUGCUGCUGGCGGCGCUGGGCUGCGCCCUGCCCUUCCUGCUCACCGCCUUCUGCUACGGCGCCGUGGCCCGCGUGGUUUUCCGCAACCCUCGCCUCGGCCCGCUGGAAAAACGCCGCGUCGGGCUGCUGGCGGGGGCCAGCGUGGCCCUCUACGCCUUCUCCUACCUGCCCUACCACGCCUUCCGCAACCUCAACCUGUGGCGCCGCUGCCGCCUGCGGCCGCCCCUGGAGGACUGCGGAGUCUCGCGCGCCGUCCACGCCGCCGCCCAGCUCGGCAAAAUCCUCGUCAACUUCAACGUCUGCCUGCACCCGCUGCUCUACGCCGCGCUGGCCGACAGCCAAGGAAGAGAGGAAAGCGGCGGCGUAGUGCCGGAGUAG